AUGCCUAAAACAGAACGCAGACAAUCAGGCCCAACUCGCGCCGAGCCCUAUCCCGCCAUCAAACCUGGGGAUAGACCUAAAGCCACCAAUUCCAAAUCUGCAUCAAAAGCACUCGCCGAUAAGCCGGUCAAAGCUCUCAAUUCCACCUCGAAAGCCAAAGACUUCCUCCAGACGAUAGCUACGCCCAAGAAGGUAGAGCCUAAAGCUGAGGCAAAUUCAACUAAGAAGAGAGCUUCUGUAAAGGGCGACGAUAAACCCUCGAUCAAGAACAGUGAGCCUGAAGCCCAAGCGAAGCCAGCCAAGAAGAGAGCAUCUACAAAGAGUAAGGAUGAACCUACGACCAAGAAAAUCAAGACUAGCAAGUCCUCGACCAAGCCAGUCCCCGAGUCCCCGAAUGAUGCAUCAUCCACCAAACCCUCCUCCUUCCUCGACAUCACCCUCCCGACUCACCCCACCUCCGGCCAAAUCCCCAUCUACGACACCUGCAGCACUAUCCGACAAAAGAUCAACGCCCUGCUCGGAAAAGACAACAACAAGCCUGAGAACGGCAUUCCAGGCCAAUUUAAGAAAGACGGAACCCCAAAGCCAUAUUCGCAGGCCCAGUUUCUGAGGGAUAUUGGGGGAGGCAAUACUGCGAGUCUUUCGCGGUUUAUGAAAGCGAAGAAGAUCAUGGGUGGUGCGGAGAGUCCGAUUUAUCCUGGGGCGUAUGAAUUCUUCGAGAAGAAAAGGAUUUGGCAGGGGGGGAAGAAGACAAAGGGAAGGGAGAAGGUUGAGACGGAUCGUCCAGAUGGUCUUCCUCUCCGAGACCCAAAUCAUAUGAGAAUGUGGCUUGGUCCUGGCGAGAGCAUGAGUGAUUUCGUCGAUGAAUAUUGGCAGUAG
Messenger RNA from Lachnellula hyalina, 879 nucleotides. RefSeq lists its product as uncharacterized. The record is from RefSeq and is a predicted model, not a curated record. Lineage: Eukaryota; Fungi; Ascomycota; Leotiomycetes; Helotiales; Lachnaceae. The coding region runs from base 1 to 879 and encodes 292 amino acids. The transcript is spliced from 2 exons.